Closterium sp. Naga37s-1 is the source of this 1008-nucleotide messenger RNA. NCBI's taxonomy places the organism in Eukaryota, Viridiplantae, Streptophyta, Zygnematophyceae, Desmidiales, Closteriaceae. The record is from the annotation of a GenBank genome assembly.
AUGAGCGAAAAGCGUCGCCGAACCGGACUAAACCGAUUCCCCUUCCCAUCUCUCUCCCUUCCCCCCAUUGUUUUCCCGUCUUCCUCCCGGCUUCCUUCCCCGCCCGCCUCCCCCAGUUCCCCCGGGUACUACCUGCGGCGCGCGCGGCCGUCGCUGAGCCGCUUCUGGCACAUCCACCUGCCGGGCGGCGGGUGGUGCACCACCGAGGAGACGUGCGCGUGGCGCGCCGGGAGAAAGCUGGGGUCGUCGCGCCUGUGGCCCCGGGCAAUGAUCCCGGCAUGGCUGCCAGGCAUCAUGAGUGCAGACCCGGACGUAAACCCGGGUUUUGGCGAGUGGAACCUGGCAGUCGCAGUGUACUGCGAUGGGGGCGGGUACGUGGGGCGACGGGGCGAGGUGGCUGUGGGCAACACAACACUCCACAUGGACGGGUGGAAAAUCAUCAUGGCCAUUGUCCAUGACCUGUCAACCAAGGGGCUCAUGGCAGCUCAACAGGUGCUAAUAACGGGGGAGUCACCUGGGGGGCAAGCAGUCGUGAACCUGUGUGACUAUAUCGCAGCCUACCUCUCCUUCGCCACUGUCAAGUGCCUAUCAGAUGCAGGCUUCUUCAUUGACGCGCCUGACAGGAGGGGGCGUUCCUUUUUCAGAGAGAUCGCAGAGAAUGCGACACAGCUGCACCAGAUGUUCAACCCCAAGUGCAACCAGGCACUUCCAAGCCACGCCCAGUGGCGCUGCUUCUUCCCACAGUACUCGCUCGCUUAUGUCACCUCCGAUAUAUUCAUCCUCAACACGCUCUUCGACCCCAUAACGCUCAUGAUUGGCGGCCAGCUGCCCUGGGGCCAUGAGCACGCCAAGGAAUGUCUCUUUGGUCUUCGAUGGGGUGCCGGGGGGGGGAGCGGGAGGGGGCUUGAGUGGCGGAGCGGGGUUCUGGACAGGAGGCGCUGGAAUGGGGGGAGGAGGGGAGGGGGGCAGGCUGGCGGGAGGGAGGGGAGGUUUGAGAGGAGGGGUUGA